ACUCCAUAUAUAUAAAUCGAUUCACUUAAUUAUAAGUUGGUGAUCAAGUUGGCUCUCUAGCCAUAAUGUUAAGACAUCUCAUGAGCUCUAAACGAGCCAGCUCACGAGUUGAUGAGCUCCACAAGCAACCAAGUCGAACUAGCUCGCUAGCUAAACAAAGUUUAGCUCAACCUCUAUUCAUUAGUAUACGAGCAAUGCUAUUGUGGAUAGGGCGGGUCGACCCACUCUUACAUGUUAUUUGAAAAAAAUACACUCAAAUUUUACUUUUUACGAUAAAAAGAAGGGGAAAACACUAUAUAAUUGAAUAAUAGUGAUAAUAGAAUGGGUAAUUCAGUCUAACAAGUUGAAAGAUUGACUCUAGCUAGUUGAAGAAAUGUCAAAAUAGGAGAAAUAUGUAUAGAUAUAGUAAGAAAUUGAGAUAUAAUGGGCCAAGAAUGGAAUGAGGCGAGUUGGAAGUAGAUACUCAUGCCCCUCCCCACCCACGCUACUGCGGGUCGGGUAAUAUCGGAUCCAUCGCGGAUCGUGUCGGAUAAUACCCGCGGGACAGGUUCAAAUUGCCAUCACUAGUAGCGAUAUACUCCAUCGAUAGAUAAAAUAUACAAUACAUGAUCCAAGUUACCGUUAUCUGUAAAUAUCUCACUGUCUUAUUCAAUGCUUGUCCAACCCUAGAAGAAGGUUUCAUCAAGGUGUUGGCGUCCUGUCGUUAUUGCUUCUAUGCAAAGGAAACAAAGCAUAACUCGACCAAGUGCCAUAUGCAUGCCUUAGAAAAGGCUUAUGACGAAGUCAGUUUGCAACUCUCUUAUGUACGUACAUAUGAUCCGAGAAUAAUAUGGACUUUUACGUUAAUUCAUUAGUUGUAAGUCCAAAAUAUCUCAAAGUAUAUGUGUUUGUACUUUGUAGUACUUACUACGUACGUACUUUCAGUAUACAAUUACAUAUAAUAUCCAUCCAUCAUUACGUCCUCCUGACCACAUUGCGAAGAAGAUUUUGAUUAUAUAGCUAUUUUAUUACAUGAUUAUGACAUAAUUAAAUGGACUAUAUAUAUGUAACUAUGCAUUUUUCAGACACUUCUGUAUGUAUACAUCGAACCCCAUAUUCCACAUGAAACACGAACGAACCAAACUUUGGAUGAAAGAAACAUGCUUGUUGUGUAUAUACAUAUGGAUAAUAUUUCUGGUUGUUCUUUUUAUUUCCAUCGUGGAAAGCUAGCUAGAUGGCUGUUAGAUUGGAUUAUACCGAUUUUCUUAUCAAUCAAAACAUGUUUUCAUGAUUUCUUUCUUUGUUUAACAUAGAUUAAUAGAAUUAGUCAAUAACUCGAGUUGUUGGGAGAACCUCAAUUAUGGAUCAUAUAUUAUUUAUUAACACAUUCUUUCAAACUAAAGUCGCUCAUAUAGGCUUGAAAUUUGCACAGGUUUGAUACUAUGUGCUUAACAUAUUAGAUGGGUCACCAAAAUUUGAACAGAAAACCUCUUGAUCGCAGAAACAUCUGAUAUCAUGUCAAAAAUCAAUUGAUAUCAAUAUUUCGAGUCUCUACAAGUCUAUCUAUUCUUUGAUUUCGUUCCCCCUGUAAGAUCAAUAUCACAACCAAUGGGGUCUGCAAGUAUAGCAUCAUGACAUUCUAGAUACGUAGGUUAUUGUUAUAUAAUCGAACGGAUAAUAAUAAAAAAAAUCAAGAAAGUGAAUAAGUAGAUAGACUUACGAGGAACUCUAAAUGAAAAGACAAAAAGGGUUCGAAUGUAAAAAUCAGAAGGGCAAAACCCAUUCACUAUUGGAGUUCGAUUACAACUUUUUACUAAUCAUCUAAAUUUACAAUUGAAUAGAAUACGAUGACUGUAUUGGUAAUAAUCCAAAAGUUCAGGGACAAAUUCUGCAAUUAAUCAACGGAAAAGUGGAGAUGGCGGAGUUAGGGCGGAGGAGAUCAAUGCCCGCCGGCCGCCACAAUGCCGGAGUGGCGCGUUAAUAACAGCGCGCCAAAAAGGUGACACGUGGAGUGAUGGAGUGGGGUCAUGAGGGGAAAAUGAGAAGACAAAAAAAAAAAAAAACCCAAAAGAAGAGGGACCAAGUAACGGAAAUUGAGAAUCAUCAUCAGACAGUCACGGAAUAGUACUGGCCGGACAUACGGAACAAAAGGAGAAGAAAAUUACCCCUCCCCGCUAAUUUCGCUCUUCUCUUUCUCCUCCUCACAUCACUUCACUUUCCCCUUCCCUUACUCAUUCUCACUCCUUGGGAGUUGUGAUGUCUCAAAGAUAUCGUAUAAUUAUAAACCAACGAUAUUACAGUCACACAAUAAGAUUGGAUCGAUCGAUAUAUAGUAUGCAUCAUUGUUUCAUAGAUCAGUAUUUUAGAAUUUUGUUGACCAUAAGUAAUCAGCAACAUGACCACAUUUUUUAUAAAUACUAGAGAUCUUUCUCGUCAACUAUUACGAAUCAACCAAAAUUAGUGAAUAAAUGAGUAGUGUUUCUUGAUCACCACAAAUCAGUUCGAGUAUAAGGCAAUAAUCAUUAACGAAACCACAACUGCACAAUUAAAUGAUAAAUUGAUUGCAGUGUCAUCUAAAAGCCAAAACUUACUCCAUGAUUAGGUUUCCAUUGAAGCAAAAUUGCACCAUUCAAUUUAAAAGCUUUCUUUCACAAGAUUAGAUUGAAAUAACUUUCACAUGGAGAACACACGCAAAUUCAUUCACUCUUACAUUUCAAAAAACACAAAGGCAAAAUUUUAAUGCUGCACCUAAUCCCAAAAAUAACUCCUUCGCCUGAAGGAAGGGAAUUAGGGAAAUGUAGUGUAGGGGAUAAUAACGAAAAAACGUUUUUGGACGCUGCCUACAUUUUCCACCCCCUCCGUCCGUCCGUCCAUUUGCCUCUCCCAAACCAAUUAUCUCCUUCCACAAAAUAAAUAAAUACAUACAAAAUCAUAAAUAAUAAAAAAUAUUGUACCUGCCAAGUACUCCUACCCGUACCGUCCCUUCUCCUCCUUCCGUCUUUUUUUUUUAUAUAUAUUCCCUUCCUUCCCCUUCCCUUCACGCCUCUCCCUCUUCUCUCCACUCUCUCUCUUUCUCCGAAACGGUUACACAAAAGUAAAGCAUCUCUCUCUCUCCUCCGUCCUCCAUCUCCGCCGCCGCUCUCCGGUCAGAUUCAGUUCCCAAAAUCAAUUAUGAAGCAAUUAAUCCGCCGCCUCUCACGCGUCGCCGACUCCUCCACCUACAGCCUCCUCCGCUCCGACUCCCACCACAACCGCCGCCGCGCCGCCGGCAGAGCCGAAUCAUUUCGGUCCCUAGUGAAGGCGGCGAGGAGAUCCAGCUGCGGGAAGGCCGUCCCGCACGGGUACGUCCCCGUCUACGUCGGCGACGAGAUGGAGCGGUUCGUGGUGAGCGCCGAGCUCCUCAACCACCCGGUCUUCGUCGGCCUCCUCAACAAGUCGGCGCAGGAGUACGGAUACGAGCAGCAAGGCGGGCUCCGGAUCCCCUGCCACGUCCUCGUCUUCGAGCGGGUCAUGGAGGCGAUUCGCCUCGGCCUCGAGUCUCACGACCUCGACGACCUCCUCAGCUCCUCCUCCGCCGCCGUCUCCGUCGGCUACUUAUGAGAAUUGCCGUCUCUCCGAUUUAGGUUUUUUUUAAGAUUUGGGGGAGAAUUAAUUUCACAGGAAAAGGAAAGUGAAAAAAAAAGGGAGGGAGAGAGAUGUUUUGGAAGUAGGUGGUUUUUACCGCUGUAAAUACAGGAGGUUAUUUUUAGUUACCUUUCUAGAUGAUGAUGAUGAUGAUAAUUUUUACCAUGGUGAUGUGGCAUGGGUUUGGGAGCUGUAAUUUUUUUUUUUUAAUGGAGUUGUCCGUCCGUUGUAAAACACAGCUACUGAGACAGGCAAGCAAUGGAAGAAAAGAUAAUUCUAGAGUUAAUUAAUUAAAAAUUCUACCGUUUCCCUGUGAAUUCGAUUUCCCUCCUUUUUUUAACCCGUCAAUUUCGGCUCGAUUAAAUCUGAUGGCCGGCCGGCCGAGGGAAUCGGGUCGGGGGAUUGGUGGCGGGACAGAGAUGUAAUUUCACACCUAAUGGAGGGGGACAAGAAUGCGGAUGGAUGGAAGGACAAGGUAGAAGGUAGAAUCUAUGCCCUGUUUGUUAAGGUUAGGUUGGAUUAUGAUCCUUUCUUUCUUCCUUGAAAAUCACUACAUUUUGGGGCUUCGGUGAAAAAGUUUAGGUAGUUGGAAAUACGACUGUACGGUUGAGAUUAGCAAAACCAUUUUGGCUUCUACACUCGCGUCCUAGCUCAAUUAUACUCGAAAUCGUCCAUUAUAAUUAUUCGAUGUUUACGCGCGUGUCUUACUUUGUAUGAUACAAACGAGAAUCCUGAAACAAAUGAUAACGCAUUUUUCACUCUCGAAUUUUGUUUACAUUACAAAAAACCAAUACUUAUGCAUGCAAUGCUCAAUCGGAUACGGUAAUCAUCAUAUGGCAAAACAUGACAAUUCUAUUAUCGCAUUGAGGUGGGAUAUAUGGGGAUAGGUUACGGUGAUUACUACAAAAGUAGUAAUCACCAUGGUUAUUAAGGGUAAAUUGGGUAUGAAAAAUAAAUUGUAUUAAUUAAUUUUUUUAAUAAAUUACAUUUUAGUUAGUUACAAGAAUCUAUUAAUUACAAUUCUCUCUCUUUCUCUCAUUUUCAUAAUCUCCAGUCAGAUCCCCUUUCCUUAUUUUUCUCAAUCUUUCUGCAAAAGAAAAAAAACACGAAAUCACUACCAAUCCAUUAGACAACCACUACCACUUUGAAAAAUAUCAAUACCAUUGCAAAAAUAAAUCUAUACCGUUACACGAAAACUACCAAUAUAAACAAUCUACCAAUAUAAAUCUAUACCAUUUCACAAAAAAUCAAUACCAUUGCAGAUUUAAUCAAUACCAAUACAUGCAAAUUAAUAAAAUUACAUGAUAAUC
Linum trigynum is the source of this 4913-nucleotide messenger RNA. Lineage: Eukaryota; Viridiplantae; Streptophyta; Magnoliopsida; Malpighiales; Linaceae. The record is from the annotation of a GenBank genome assembly.